Molecule: messenger RNA, 913 nt
Organism: Phyllostomus discolor (pale spear-nosed bat)
Lineage: Eukaryota; Metazoa; Chordata; Mammalia; Chiroptera; Phyllostomidae
Gene: SLC7A4
Product: solute carrier family 7 member 4
Biological process (GO): amino acid transport
Cellular component (GO): plasma membrane
Molecular function (GO): amino acid transmembrane transporter activity
Source: RefSeq, a predicted model, not a curated record
AUGUUGCUUUGGAAAGAAGUGGUCACUGAUGGACUCUUCUUCCAGGUGUUUGCCAACAUGCACUCCCAGAUGUAGGUGCCCAUGGUGAGAAUAUUGGUGUUUGGGGUCCUCAUGGCUUUCAUGGUGCUGCUGCUAGACCUUGAAACAGUAGUCCAGUUCCUGUUCAUUGGCACACUGCUGGCCUACAGUUUUGUGGCCACCACUGUAACCGUGCUAUGCUUCCAGGAGUUCCCUCCUUUUAGCUCCCCAGCCCCAGCCAGCUCUGGCCUCAUGGCCAAGGAAUACAACUCCUUCCAAAAUUGCUGCCAGCUGGUGGGCACUGAUCAGGCCUCAGCCAAGCUCAGGCAGCUAUGGCCAAUGCUAACGCCCUACCUGGGCUUCUUGGGGUGCAGCCUUGGAGCCCCUGUGGCUUGGGCACUAGGUGUCAUGGUGGCUUCGGCCAUCAGCCCAGGCUGUGCACUGGUCUUUGGGGACUCAGCUGUGCACCUCCCACGCUGGGGCUACAUCCUGCUGCUCCUACUCAGCACUACAUUGCUUGUGCUUAGUCUCCUCAUCCUGGGGGCCCACCAGCAACCUCAUUAGCAGGUCACCUUCCAGGUACAUCCCGUGGCCAACCCCCACUCACUGUCAGCCAAGCCAGCUCCCUCUGCCCCUUCCUCCUCUGCUGUGGCAGGAUGAGCCAGGGUAUCACAAGGCUGGGGAGGCCAGCAUACCCCUCUCUGCAUGGGGAGUGGGCAGCUGUCUCCAGAAUCUGGAGAAGUGAAGGGCUUUGUGGAUUCCCAAGAAAUCAGGUCCUGGGCCUGCAGACCUUCCUGGUGCCUUUGACUGCAGCCCUGAUCAUCCUCCUUAACACCUGCCUCAGGCUGAAGCUGAUCUACCUGACUUGGUUGUGCUUGUCCAUCUGGUUGCUACU